AUGGAAGACCUAGAUUUCGACAUUGCGUCCAACUCGACCCAAGACAUUCUCAACCGCAAACGGCUUCUGGAGAAUGAAAUCAAAAUCAUGAAGUCCGAGUUCCAGCGGCUCAGCCACGAGCGCAACACCAUGAACGAGAAGAUCAAGGACAACGCGGACAAGAUUGAAAACAACAAGGUGCUGCCGUAUCUGGUUGGCAACGUGGUGGAGCUGCUGGACAUGGAGGGCGAGGUGGCCGAGGAGGGCGCCAAUGUUGACGUGGAGGCGUCUCGAGUCGGCAAGUCUGCUGUCAUCAAAACGUCCACCCGACAAACGGUGUUUCUGCCGCUCGUGGGACUCGUCGAUCCUGAAACUCUCAAGCCCGGCGAUCUGAUUGGAGUCAACAAGGAUUCGUUUCUGAUUCUGGACACCCUGCCCGCAGAGUACGACUCGCGAGUCAAGGCCAUGGAGGUGGACGAAAAGCCCAAGGAAACCUACGCAGACAUUGGAGGUCUUGACAAGCAGGUGGAGGAGCUCGUGGAGGCCGUGGUACUGCCUCUCAAGCAGGCUGAAAAGUUCAAGCAACUCGGCAUCAAGCCCCCAAAGGGCGCUCUCAUGUACGGCCCUCCCGGAACCGGAAAGACUCUGCUGGCCCGAGCCUGUGCCGCCCAAUCUAACGCCACUUUCCUGAAGUUGGCUGCGCCCCAGCUGGUUCAGAUGUUCAUUGGUGACGGUGCCAAGCUGGUGCGAGACGCCUUUGCUCUGGCCAAGGAGAAGGCCCCCACCAUCAUUUUCAUCGACGAGCUGGAUGCCAUUGGAACGAAGCGAUUCGACUCGGACAAGUCCGGAGACCGAGAGGUGCAGAGAACCAUGUUGGAGCUGCUCAACCAGCUGGACGGUUUCGGAUCCGACGACCGAGUCAAGGUCCUUGCCGCCACCAACCGAGUCGAUGUGCUGGAUCCCGCUCUGCUUCGAUCCGGACGUCUUGACCGAAAGAUUGAGUUCCCUCUGCCUUCCGAAUCGGCACGAGCCGACAUUCUGCAGAUCCACUCGCGAAAGAUGACCUGCGACGACUCCAUCAACUGGAUGGAGCUGGCACGAUCUACCGACGAGUUCAACGGAGCACAGCUCAAGGCUGUGACUGUGGAGGCGGGUAUGAUUGCGCUUCGGUCUGGCAAGAACAAGAUCACCCACGAGGACUUUGUUGAGGCCAUCACCGAGGUCCAGGCACGAAAGUCCAAGUCCGUGUCUUUCUAUGCAUAA
Yarrowia lipolytica CLIB122 is the source of this 1242-nucleotide messenger RNA. RefSeq lists its product as uncharacterized. The record is from RefSeq and is a predicted model, not a curated record. Gene Ontology annotation, cellular component: proteasome regulatory particle, base subcomplex. Lineage: Eukaryota; Fungi; Ascomycota; Dipodascomycetes; Dipodascales. Gene Ontology annotation, biological process: proteasome-mediated ubiquitin-dependent protein catabolic process. Gene Ontology annotation, molecular function: proteasome-activating activity; ATP hydrolysis activity; ATP binding.